AUGAAUCUUUUUGGUUCUUUACCGGAUUUUCCCAUUAAUGGGUCGCUUCGAAGUUUGGUACUCAGUAACACAAACUUUUCUGGCGGGAUAUCUGACACUAUUGGAAAUCUAAAGAAUCUAUCGAGAAUUGAGCUGCCAAAGAGUAAUUUCAGUGGACAGAUACCGAAGUCUAUGGAAAAACUCACCCGAUUGGCGUACCUAGAUCUGUCAUCAAACAACUUUAGUGGCGAAAUCCCAUCAUUUCAGAUGUGCAAGAAUCUUACCCAUGUUGACCUAUCAAGGAAUGGUUUAUCCGGUACGAUCCCUUCUGUUCACUUUCAAGAUCUUCAAAGUCUUGUUUAUGUUGAUUUAAGGUUCAAUGCUUUUAAUGGAAGCAUACCUCCAUCUUUGUUUUCUCUGCAACAAGUUCAAAAGAUACAGCUUUCCAAUAACAAUUUUGAUGGUUUAAUUCCUAACUUUUCUAAUCCGUCUGCAUCUUUAUUGGAUACACUUGAUUUAAGAAGUAACAGACUGGACGGAGAAAUUCCAAAAUCUUUGUUUGAACUUGGAAAGCUAAGUAUCUUGUUAUUAUCAUUAAAUAAACUAAGUGGAAGCAUAAGAACCAUAGAUUUUCAGGGUCGCUUGACCAACCUAACGACUCUCGAUCUUUCAUUCAAUAAUUUAUCCAUUGUUACAACCGCAAAUCUCACGCUAGUGAAUCGCCUUCCAAACUUUUCUUCCUUAAAGUUGGCUUCUUGCAAUCUUCAAAUGUUCCCUAAUCUAAGAAACCAAUCGAGAUUGAUAAAUCUUGAUCUUUCUAACAACAAAAUUGAAGGAGAGAUACCAAGCUGGAUAUGGAGAAUUGGAAACGGAGACCUUUCCUAUCUGAACCUUUCUAAUAACCGGUUACAUGGAAACGUGAAUUGUGCUGAAAACCAACAGAAUAAUUGGUCAAAGCUUCAGAUUCUAGACAUCGCUUCCAACAAUUUAAGUGGUAAAGUUCCCACUGAAAGUUUCUCGCACUGGGCAGCUAUGAUGACUGAUGAUCUAUCAAGCAAGAAGCACCUUAGUUUCAGGGUGUUACCGCUUACUGAGUUCUACUAUCAAGAUACGGUGCAAGUCACCAUGAAAGGACACGAGUUGGAGCUAGUCAAAAUCCUGACCAUCUUCACAUCCAUUGAUAUCUCAAGUAACCAUUUUUCAGGGGAAAUUCCAACCACAAUUGGAAGACUCGGAGCACUUUAUCUUCUCAAUGUAUCAAAUAAUGAGUUCACUGGCCCGAUCCCAUCAUAUAUGGGGAAUUUGAGUAAGCUAGAAUCAUUAGAUAUGUCACGAAACAGAUUAACCGGAGAGAUCCCACACACACUCUCAAGUCUUACAUUCCUUUCUUCCCUUAACUUGUCAUUCAAUCAGUUAACUGGAAGAAUCCCAACAGGCAGCCAAUUUCAGACCUUUGAAAACAAUUCUUACUUAGGAAACAAGGGAUUAUGCGGGUUUCCAUUGAACAUAACUUGUACUAGUUCAAUCCUACCCAUACCCAUAUACCCAAAAAGCUCCCAGGAAUCUAAAAAAGGGAAUGAUUGGCUGACCGUGUUCCAUGGAAUGGGAGCUGGGGCAGGAACAUCGAUUGUUCUAGCCGUUUUGUAUUCGAUAUACAAGAGAAAUACUGGUAGAAGCAGACAAACAAACUUGUCAAGAUGAUCUCUCUCGCUCUAGGUAUGUCAUGUGUUUUCUGGAUGUUAAUUGUCAUACGUUGGCUUAUGUAUGUUACAUUUUCGAUACACCACAUUAGCUUUUUCAGCAAUUUCUGCAUAAAUAUUUGUAUCUUUUUGUUAAAAUAUUGAAAUUUGUUAAUUAGCCUUCAAUAUUCCUUGAACAUCACCACCACCCAUUUGUAAGUUGUAUAAACCUGAUAUGC
Erigeron canadensis is the source of this 1897-nucleotide messenger RNA. RefSeq names its product receptor-like protein 43. The record is from RefSeq and is a predicted model, not a curated record. The transcript is spliced from 2 exons. NCBI's taxonomy places the organism in Eukaryota, Viridiplantae, Streptophyta, Magnoliopsida, Asterales, Asteraceae. The coding region runs from base 1 to 1680 and encodes 559 amino acids. Gene Ontology annotation, molecular function: protein binding.